AUGCCGGAAACUCGCAUCGGCAUCCAACAGCCAACACGUCGUGCACACACAGGGUUUCGAGAGAUUCAGGAUAAGGAGGGCAUUCCCCCCGAUCAACAGAGGCUCAUCUUUGCUGGCAAGCAUCUAGAGGACGGUCGCACCCUGGCUGACUACAACAUUCAAAAGAAGUCUACCCUCCACCUUGUCUUGCGCCUGAGGGGUGUCAUGCAGAUCUUUGUCAAGACAUUAACCGGCAAGACAAUCACAUUGGAGGUUGAGAGUACUGACACUAUCGACAAUGUCAAGGCCAAGAUUCAGGAUAAGGAGGGCAUUCCGCCGGACCAGCGGAGGCUCAUCUUUGCUGGCAAGCAGCUUGUGGAUGGCCGCACCCUGGCUGACUAUAAUAUCCAGAAGAAGUCUACCCUGCAUCUGGUUUUACGCCUCCGAGGUGGGAUGCAGAUCUUUGUGAAGACACUUAUUGGGAAUACUAUCACACUUGAGGUUGAGAACUCUAACACAAUUGACAACAAGGAAUCCACUCUUCAUCUUGUCCUGCGUCUCAGAGGAGGGAUGCAGAUCUUCGUCAAGACCUUGACUGACAAGACUAUCACACUUGAGGUUGAGAGCUCUGACACAAUUGACAACGUCAAGGCGAAGAUCCAGGAUAAGGAGGGCAUCCCACCUAACCAACAGUGGCUCAUCUUUGCUGGGAAGCAGCUGGAGGAUGGACGCACAUUGGAUGAUUACAAUAUCCAGAAGGAAUCCACUCUUCAUCUUGUCCUGCGUCUCAAAGGAGGGAUGCAGAUCUUCGUCAAGACCUUGACUGGCAAGACUAUCACACUUGAGGUUGAGAGCUCUGACACAAUUGACAACGUCAAGGCAAAGAUCCAGGACAAGGAGGGCAUCCCACCUGACCAACAGCGGCUCAUCUUUGCUAGAAAGCAGUUGGAGGAUGGACGCACAUUGGCUGAUUACAAUAUCCAGAAGGAAUCCACUCUUCAUCUUGUCCUACGUCUCAAAGGAGGGAUGCAGAUCUUCGUCAAGACCUUGACUGGCGAGACCAUCACACUCGAGGUGGAGAGCUCUGACACAAUUGACAAUGUCAAGACGCUGACUGGCAAGACAAUCACGUUAGAAGUGGAGAGCUCUAACACCAUUGACAAUGUGAAGGCCAAAAUCCAGGACGAGGAAGGGAUUCCUCCAGAUCAGCAGAUACUCAUCUUCGCUGGAAAGCAGCUUGAGGACGGGUGUACCUUGGCAGAUUACAACAUCCACAAGGAAUCCACUCUUCAUCUCGUUCUGCGCCUCCGUGGUGGCCGUGUUAACUGA
This is a messenger RNA of Miscanthus lutarioriparius, 1308 nucleotides long. The record is from the annotation of a GenBank genome assembly. Lineage: Eukaryota; Viridiplantae; Streptophyta; Magnoliopsida; Poales; Poaceae.